AUGAGCCUGGCGGAGGGCCGCGCCCCGCGGCGCACGGCCGGUAACCGGCUCUCGGGGCUGCUGGAGGCCGAGGAGGAGGAUGAGUUCUACCAGACCACCUACGGCGGCUUCACCGAGGAGUCGGGCGAUGACGAGUACAGGGGCGACCAGUCGGACAGCGACGACGAGGUGGACUCGGACUUCGACAUCGACGAGGGCGAGGAACCUGCCAGCGACCAGGACGAGAGCGAGCCCAAACGCCGCCGCCGCGUCGUCACCAAGGCCUACCGGGAGCCCCUCAAGAGCCUUCGCCCCAAGAAGACGGACGUCCCCAGCGGCAGCUCCCAGAAGCCCCGAGAGGUGAAAUCCAUCCCCUUGGAGCUCCAGGAUGAUGUGGGAGACAGCCGGAAGCACAUGCGGCAGUCAACGACAGAGCACACGCGCCAAACCUUCCUGCGCAUCCAGGAGCGGCAGGUCCAGUCCAAGCGUAAGAAGGGUGGCCCCAACUACGACCGGCCUCUGACGCAGGAGGAGCUGCUGGAGGAGGCCAAGAUCACGGAGGAGAUCAACCUCCGCUCCUUGGAGAACUACGAGCGCCUGGAAGCCGAUAAGAAGAAGCAGGUCCAGAAGAAGCGGAAGUGCGUGGGGCCCGUUAUCCGGUACUGGUCUGUCACCAUGCCCCUUGUCCCAGAGCCAGGCAAGGAGGAGAACGUGGACGUGGAGGGCUCCCUUGGGGUUUCCCCCUGCCCUGGGGGUCUCCUGGGUGCUGAUUGCGGCUUUUCCAGGUUGGACCAAGACCCGCAGCAGGCCGAAACAGCUCCAGCCCCGGCGCCGGCUUCUGCUGGGAAGUGCUCCCGCACCUUCAUCUCCUUCAGCGAUGACGAAACAUUCGAGCGCUUCUUCCCCAAAGCAAAACCACCACGGCUGCCGGUGCGGGAGAUCUGCCCCGUCACCCACAAACCAGCCGUUUACCGUGACCCCAUCACCGACAUCCCCUACUCCAACAUCCGUGCCUUCAAAAUCAUCCGGGAGGCCUACAAGAAAUACAUCACGGCGCACGGGCUGCCUAGCGCCGCCGCCUCCGCCGCCCUGGGGACUGCCGCUCCCCCCGGCCCCGACCCCAACGUCCGUCCCACCCGCCAGAAGAUCAUCAUCAAGCAGAGCGUCCCCACAACCUGAACGCCGGGGGUCUGCUGGGGGCUCGUGGCCGCUGCAGGUGGAGGCCUCUCCUCACUCCAA
Messenger RNA from Gavia stellata (red-throated loon), 1218 nucleotides. It is a transcript of the gene VPS72, whose product is annotated as vacuolar protein sorting 72 homolog. Gene Ontology annotation, cellular component: nucleus. Bases 1 to 1158 code for a protein of 385 amino acids. The record is from RefSeq and is a predicted model, not a curated record. NCBI's taxonomy places the organism in Eukaryota, Metazoa, Chordata, Aves, Gaviiformes, Gaviidae. The transcript has 6 exons. Gene Ontology annotation, molecular function: ATP-dependent H2AZ histone chaperone activity. Gene Ontology annotation, biological process: regulation of DNA-templated transcription; chromatin remodeling.